AUGUUCCCAGAUGCAAGAGAUGCGGCGGCAAAUAUCCAGAAGUUCCAGGCAAUGGCAGGGAUACCUGGAGUUAUUGGCUGUAUAGAUGGAUCACGUAUCCCCAUUAGAGGAUCAGGAGGAAAUGGUGCAGACCUCUACUGUCGCCGGAGAGGAUACUUUUCCAUUAACAUACGGGGAAUAUGUGAUGCAAAUUUGAAAUUCAUGAGCAUCAUUGCUAGUUGGCCGGGGAGUGUGCAUGGCAUCAGAAUUUUUGAAUUCAUGUGUGCCAUAUCCUCGUGCAAGGAAAUCAUCCUGGCUACCUACUUGGAGACAGAAAAGCGCUACAACACAGCCCACGCGAAGACCAGAAUUGUGACUGAACAUGCCUUUGAAAUUCUGAAAAAGCGCUUUGCUUGCCUCAGCCAGCCUCUUCGUGCAAAGCUGGAAAAUACUGUGCAGUUCUACAUAACAUAA
Messenger RNA from Penaeus vannamei (Pacific white shrimp), 453 nucleotides. Its product is annotated as putative nuclease HARBI1. The record is from RefSeq and is a predicted model, not a curated record. Lineage: Eukaryota; Metazoa; Arthropoda; Malacostraca; Decapoda; Penaeidae.